This is a messenger RNA of Paramisgurnus dabryanus, 3108 nucleotides long. It is a transcript of the gene wacb, whose product is annotated as WW domain containing adaptor with coiled-coil b. Gene Ontology annotation, molecular function: chromatin binding; RNA polymerase II complex binding. Lineage: Eukaryota; Metazoa; Chordata; Actinopteri; Cypriniformes; Cobitidae. The record is from RefSeq and is a predicted model, not a curated record. Gene Ontology annotation, cellular component: nucleus. Gene Ontology annotation, biological process: positive regulation of TORC1 signaling; regulation of autophagy.
CACGAGCACUCUGCUCGUGCACUUGUGGGGCGCAGUCGCGAGCAAAACGAAACGAUGGGCCGUCAGCUUUUUCCCGAAUAGCGAAGCAGCAUUGCAGCAGAGCUAAUUUUACAGAUAUAUCUGUGUAUUAGGUGACAGUUAUCUGUAACAUUACGGUAGUUCAACUGAACUGCUCGAGCAGUAACACUUUUCCACAUCCCUGCAGCAUUAAUGGUAAUGCAUGCAACGAAUCCAUCCAGACUUAAUGAUGGGUGUAAUGAUCGAAGAGAUCCUCAAGCCUACCAGCCUGUCAAGUAUCAAUCAAAGGGUCAUUCAGCAAAUGAUCAUCGCCAUGAAAAGAUGCGAGACUCAUCAGACUCCACACCACCAACUAAAAUGCUGCGGCGGUCAGACAGUCCAGACAACAAGCAUAGUGAGGGAACAGGACACAGCCAAACAAAGGCACUCCAUGUUCAUCGGCCACGUGAGAGAGAGAGCGGGGUCAGCUCUUCUCCACAGGAAAACUCUCAUCACGUAUCCAGUUCUCACCAUAAUCCAAACAGAACUUCAGACAUGCCGCGUGAACCAGCAGAUGAUUGGUCAGAGCAUAUCAGUUCCUCUGGGAAGAAGUACUACUAUAACUGUAGGACAGAGGUCUCUCAGUGGGAGAAACCUAAGGAAUGGCUGGAGAAAGAGCAGAAGCAGAGAGAAAGUGGUAAGACAGUGGUCAACAGCUUUCCCAAAGACAGAGAUUACAGACAUGAGGCGAUGCAGGCCAGUGCCACAAGUGCCCUCAGUAGUGCAAAAUCUACUAUAGCGGAAAACCCGCUAUCGAACUCUUGUUAUACCCAGCCUAUGUCCCUAAACCCCUCCAGCACAUCAAGCUCCUCCUCGUCCUCCACUGUGCCUGUAUCUCCUUCCCUGCAAGCUUCAGCAUCUACUCUGCUUCAGGACCCAGCACUCCUCCGACAGCUUUUGCCUGCACUACAGGCAACCCUGCAGAUGAAUCCUGGCAAUGUGGACAUGAGUAAAAUUAAUGAAGUUCUCACAGCCGCUGUCACACAAGCUUCCUUACAGUCUAUGCUUCAUAAACUUCUCACUGCCGGAUCCUCCGCUUUCAACGUCACUACUCUGCUUUCCCAAGCUGCUCAGCUGUCCACACAAGCACAACAGUCUGGGCAGUCGCCCAUGUCAUUAGCAUCAGAUGCUUCUUCGCCGAGGUCAUAUGUCUCUCCUAGAGUCAGCACACCUCAGACCAAUGCUGUCUCGAAACCCUUGCACAGCUCUGCAUCACUCUCCUCGCAGCCAAAGGUUAGUGCAGCAAAUCAGAGACCAGGAUCAACAUCCCAGCAGUCCAGCAACUCUGUCAAACCCUUGGAAUUUAGUGAUCCCCGUCUUCACAGGCAGAUCAGUCAAGAAGGUUUGUCAGGCCCCAACGGCAGUGCGGCCAUCAGCAUUCCUGCCUCAGGCACCACCUCUCGAACCCAAAGCACUUUCACUCCUUCUCUAGCAUUGCACUUUGAUGAAAAUCUCAUCAGGCAUGUUCAAGGCUGGCCUUCAGAACAUGUAGAGAAGCAGGUGUCACGGUUGCGUGAGGAUAUCCACAAUAUGGGAACCCUCUAUAUGUCAGAGAUCUGCACUGAGAUGAAAAACCUUCGCUCUUUAGUGCGAGUGUGUGAAAUCCAGGCCACACUGAGAGAGCAAAGGAUUCUGUUUUUGAGACAACAGAUUAAAGAACUUGACAAACUGAAGAAUCAGAAUUCCUUCAUGGUUUGAGAGACCAUUAUGAAGCUCAUGGCAGUCUUUCUCCAAACAAGCCACUGGUUGUUUGGACCCCUGCUCUCAGCCCGAGCCCUCAGAACUGCAGUUGAACUAUAGGCUGCAGUGUCUGAUAUGGGACUGAGAAAAGAUGAGCUUACAAAAGUGCUUAUUGAGGCAUCAUGAGCUCGUAGAUAAAUUUGAAUAUCCUUUUUCUACAAGAGAUAUGUUCAGAAAAGCGCUCUCCAACUCUGAGUGACUAGUGAGGAAUCAUAUAUUGGCUCUGGUGAUUCACGUGCUUGGUUUUCUUAAGGUUAUGCUUGGAUUGAAAUCGUGUCUGUCACGCUGAGGGUUUAUUAUACUGCCAUCCUGCAGUUGUCAGUGAUUUGAUGUAAAUGACACCAGAAGGGCUCUCUUGUAUAAGGAUGCCAGUUAUCAAAGUGACCAAUUAAAAUAAACCCAAUCUUUCUCUUUGUAUAAGGAAGCCAGUUAUGAAAGUGACCAAUUGAAAAAAAUACAAUCUUCAAAGCCAUUGAUUGACUGGCUGAUUUCUUGCUCUUCAGGAUUUAAUAGGACGUAUAAGUGAUCUUCCUUAAUUCACGACAAGCUUGUCUCACCAAGAGAAGCAAAUUGGGUGCUAAGGAUUUCUGAAUUUUGAGGCACUUAAAAACUUUAGCUUGAUGUGAUAGAUUCACAUUUUCUGAGUUUGUGAACCCUGGUUAAAUGGUUUUUGUCCCUACCUGUCUCUGAUAUUCUUGUUCUUUGUAGUGCUGUUACACAUCUAACAGAUUACUUUUACAUGAUGCACCCUAUCACAUUUUUUUUGUUAUUAUUGUUUUGAGUUGUUUGUGUUUGCUCGGCUGUACUUAAACUCAUUAAAUUGAGUUUAUCCAUUCCCCUAUUGCCCACGUUCAUAUAGAAAGACACAAUGAGAUGAUUUUGUGUUUUAUACUGUAUGAGCACUUGUUGCACACAAAAAUCGCAUCCCCUAGGUAUGGAGGACAACUAUGGGGCUGUGCAAACAGAUAUUUUCUGGAGAACCGUAUCGCAUUUUCUCAGCUUUUACAUACAAUUAUAUCAUCCAGACUUUGAGAAGCCAGUAAGCUUUUAGUCAGCCUGACAGUUUGUGUUUAACAAGGAUGCAAAAAAUAUAUAUAUAACAAAAAAAGAAAUUCCUCUUUGAUGUUUGCAGCGUCAUUCAGUUUCUGCCGUGUUGUCCUUUAUGUCCUCACUGCCUUACAAUGUGAGGUUUAAACUUAGACCAAUUUAAAUGCUUUAGUGUAAAUAGAGUUCACUCUCUGAUUAGAGAUGGGUAUGUUGCUUUGUAUAUGGUUUCUAAAAGUUAGAGGAAAUAAAACAUUUACCACAUUA